Penicillium mononematosum is the source of this 1440-nucleotide messenger RNA. RefSeq names its product DUF5427 domain-containing protein MTC1. NCBI's taxonomy places the organism in Eukaryota, Fungi, Ascomycota, Eurotiomycetes, Eurotiales, Aspergillaceae. The transcript is spliced from 3 exons. The coding region runs from base 1 to 1440 and encodes 479 amino acids. The record is from RefSeq and is a predicted model, not a curated record.
AUGCCUCCAAAGGGCCCUAAACCAACCAGUGAUGAGCUUCUAGCUCAGUUUGACGACCUCGGCCUUGGCAAAUCCGAGAACAAAACAUCUAAACCCACCGUAUCCGACAAUGCUAAGGGCGGGCAGGAGGACAUCCUGGCCGAACUGGACCACCUAGCCACACAGCGUCCAGCCAGUGGACCAGGUACUCCGCGUCUGUCUUCCGAUAAGCCCAGGCCAUCUACACGAUCUCCCCGUCCGAGCGCGACCAUCGAGCGAGCGACCGAAGACAAGGCCCCAGUCCGCCGGUCUGAGGAGGCCAGCCAGCCUUCACGCGCAGAAACCAAGCCAGAACAGCCCAAGGCCGAGCCUGAGAAUGUCCCCGCACAGCAACCAGCCGAGGAGAGUGCCGGCUGGUGGGGUGGAUGGUCGGGGGGUCUGUUCGCAACGGCCAGCGCGGCUAUGAAACAGGCCGAGGCGGCUGUCAAGGAGAUUCAGAAUAAUGAGGAGGCUCAGAAGUGGGCUCAGCAGGUCAAGGGCAAUGUUGGAGCUCUCCGUGAUCUUGGCGGCGAGCUUCGAGACAGGGCAAUCCCGACGUUUACCAACCUCAUCCACACCCUCGCCCCUCCUAUUUCUUCGCAUGAGCUGAUGGCCCAAGUCGAGGGCGGGGACCUGUUGGUGAUCCAGCGGGGCCAGGAGUCGUCCCCGAAGCGCGGGCUCGAUGUUAGCGGCUAUAUGACCAGUGCCGGCUGGAAUGACGGACCCUGGUGGCGGACGGUCACCCCUGGACAACCGCGGAGCAUCUCUUCCGUGCGAGGUGUCGUGGAAGGUUCCAAGCUCGCUCGAGCCAGCGCCGAGUCAUACGCCACCGAGUACUUCUCGUCCCGUGGGGGAGUCGAAGAGGCCGCGAAGCACGCUUCGGAAGUACUGAGUGAAUCGAACCCUGUCCGCAGCAGCGAUAUCUUCUUGGCUAUCCAGGCUAUCAGCCAGACUGCUUCCAAGGACCUCUUCCAGGCGGGUGCGACUGGCGAGAAGGCUACCGAUGGAGCCGUGGAAGCUGAUACGCAAGAAGAGGAGAUCUGCUUUGCGUUGUACCUCCACGACCCCAUCCAUGGCAUUGCGUUCCACGCCAUCUCUCAAAGUAUCCCGCAGACGUGGAUUGAAUGGCUCGAUGCUUCGGUGCCAGCCCCUGAGAACCCCGACGCCGAGGAUGCGAACGUUCAGCGUGUUGUGGUGCCCGAAGCCAUCGCCGAGAUCAUCGAGAGUGGAGGCGUUGACCCCCGCGAGUGGGUUUCGGAGUGGAUUGAGGAAACCCUCUCAUUGACCGCUGGUAUUAUCGCGCAGCGAUACGUUGCUCGACGAAUGGGUGUCGGUGAGGGAGGUAUCGGCAAGGGCAAGAUGCGAGCUGAGCAGGUGUCGACUCUGGAUAGCGGCGCAGGCGAAGCUGCACGCGCACUCUAG